AUGGACGACGUUCGGCACGCGCGCUUGUUUCAGAGGACCUUCGAGCGACGCAAGCGGCGGCAGGCGGACGUCAAGGCGUCCCGGCCCGCCGCGGCCAAAGAGAAUGUCGCGGCGGCCACUCUGAAGCCGCAAAAGGCACGAAAGCGGGCAAAGAAGACCGCGGGCGCCAGGGCGAUCGCGCCGCCGCAGGUCGAGGAGGAGCAGGCCGAGCUGCCGGCACGGAUACGCAGCCAGGUGGAGUACUUCGCCCGCCUCGACCGCACCGUCCUCGAGACCGACGCCGACGUGGAGCCUGCGGAGCAGCAGCAGCGAGUCGGCCAGCCAGCCGUCCCCACGCCGCCGCCGCCGGUGGCGGUGGCGCAGGCCCCCGCCGAGGCAGAGCGGGAUCCCCUCUCGGACCCCUCGGCUGCCGCAGACGCCGCCGAGGUGAGCAGCCAGGUCUCUGCCACCGAGUCGGCGUCUCCUGCAGAGGGUGCUGUGUCUCUUGCUGUGGCGCGAGGCGACAGCUUCCGCCUGGCGGACGCGGCCUCGGUCGACCGGGCGAUGGCGCGCGAGUUGCCGGCCGGGUAUCGGUUUGAGGAGUGUCGCGAGUGGGGCCACCCGGGCCUCGCGGCGCUGAUGGCGCAGUUCGCGGAGGAGGACCCGAACCGGAUCGGUCCCUCCUCGGCUGGGCAGCACGUCCUCCUCCUCCUGCGCGGCACCGAGGCCGUCGGGUACGCCUACGGCACCCGCCACCACGCAGGCAAGCUGGACAGCCCCGGGCUCGGGCUCGGCCGCAAGCUGCUGCUGCGCUGGCUGGGAGGCAAGCACCUCGCAGGCCACGACGAGCGGGACGGCUGCGGGCAGAGCGUGGGCUACUACCUGCUGAAGCAGCCGGAGUAG
Molecule: messenger RNA, 882 nt
Organism: Emiliania huxleyi CCMP1516
Lineage: Eukaryota; Haptophyta; Isochrysidales; Noelaerhabdaceae
Exons: 6
Coding region: 1-882 (293 amino acids)
Source: RefSeq, a predicted model, not a curated record